Molecule: messenger RNA, 2901 nt
Organism: Vicia villosa (hairy vetch)
Lineage: Eukaryota; Viridiplantae; Streptophyta; Magnoliopsida; Fabales; Fabaceae
Exons: 5
Coding region: 1-2901 (966 amino acids)
Source: RefSeq, a predicted model, not a curated record
AUGUGGGAGGAAAUUUUAACGUUGAAGGAAGCUUACAAAGAUGGGGAAUGGAUUGUGGGAGGAGAUUUCAACGCCGUGAAAGAUAGGAAAGAACGAAAGGGCAAGGUUGGAACGGUAAAUAGUAGAGAGGUGGAAUUGUUUGCGGAUUUUAUUGAUAGAUCAUCUUUGGUGGAUGUACCUUGUAAAGGGCAAAAAUACACUUGGUUUAGCGGGGAUGGUAAGGUGAAGAGUAGAAUUGAUAGAUUUCUUUUAUCUAGCGUCAUUGUCAAUAGAUGGGAGGUGGUUGGUCAAUUGAUAGGGGAUAGAGAUAUUUCGGACCAUUUUCCGAUUUGGAUAAAGACGGAUGUUGCUAAUUGGGGUCCGAAACCAUUUAAAUUCAACAAUGAAUGGUUCUCCUUAGAUUCUUUUAUACCUUUUGUGGAGGGAAGAGGUGAUUUCGUUUUGAAAGAAAAACUUAGGCUCUUAAAAGACAAAUUAAAAGUGUGGAACAAGGAAGUGUUUGGGAGGAUCGAGUUGGAGUUGGAAGAGUGUGUGCAUGAUAUUAAUUUGGCGGACGAUAGGUUGGACACGAAUUCUAGUUCUUCCUUUUUAGCUAAUUUUGAGAUGAGAAAAGAGGCAAAUGGAAACUUUUGGAAGAAUCUUAGGAUCAAAGAAAAUAUGUUUAUUCAAAAAUCAAGAAUUAAGUGGCUUAAAGAGGGAGAUGCUAAUAGCGGUUUUUUCCACAAAGUUAUGAAACAAAGAAGACGUCAAAAUCAUUUGGGUCCGAUUAACACACCCGGAGAGGAGGUUAAAGAAGAGGUUUGGAAUCACUUUGGCAAUAAAUUCAUUGAAACGGAGGAGGUUAGACCGUUGUUGGAUGGUAUUUUCUUUAACUCUAUUAGUGUGGAGGAAGCGGUGGAUCUAGAAAAACCCUUUCUUGAAGGGGAAAUCAAGGAAGCGGUUUGGGAGUGUAGGGUGGAUAAAAGCCCGGGUCCGGACGGGCCUAUUUGCUUGGUGGGAUGCUUGUAUAAGGCGGCGGCUAAAUUGUUGGCGGGGAGACUUAAAAGGGUGCUUAAUUCCAUCAUUUCUCCUUGUCAAAGUGCGUUUGUUCCCGGGAGACAAUUGUUGGAUGGCGUGUUAGUGGCGAAUGAAGUGGUGGAUUAUGCUAGGAAAGAAGGUAAAAAUUGUAUGCUUUUUAAAGUUGAUUUUGAAAAAGCAUACGAUAAAGAGUUCGUGGUUAAUCGGGGUUUGAGGCAAGGCGAUCCUUUAUCUCCUUUUUUAUUUGUGGUGGUGGCGGAAGGGUUAGCGGGUCUUGUGAGAAAAUCCAUUGAGCUUGGAGAAUUUAAUAGUUUUGAUAUUAAAGGUUGUAAGGUGGAUUUGCUUCAAUUUGCGGAUGAUACCUUAUUGGUGGGGGAUGGUAGUUGGAGACAUGGGUGGGCGGUAAAGGCGGUUCUCCGGGCUUUCGAAAUUGUUUCGGGUUUAGACAUAAAUUAUCAUAAAAGCAAAUUGAUUGGUAUUAACUCUAAUUGUUAUUUUUUGGAGGCUGUUUCUCACUUGUUUUCGAGUAGGAUGGAAGAUAGCAAUUUUUAUUUCCUUGGCAUCCCUAUAGGUUUCAAUCCUAGAAAGGAAUCUACGUGGACUCCCCUUGUGUUAAGGUUGAAGAAGCGCUUGGAUGGAUGGUCGAAUCGGUUCUUGAACUUGGGAGGUAGGAUCACUCUUUUAAAAUCCGUGCUUAGUUCCUUAGCCAUAUUCACCUUAUCGUUUUACAAAGCUCCGAGCACCAUUGUUAAUAAAUUCAAGAGUAUCCAAACUCUUCUUAAUAAAUGGAGAAGGGGGAUUCUUCAAGGCCAAAAUUCUUUGUGGUUUGAUGUUUUAAAAUCGCGUUAUGGAGAUUUAUCUUCUAAGGUGUUUUGUGUAGAAAAAGAUCAUAAAAUUCCUUCUUCUUGUUCUUUUUGGUGGAAGGAUUUAUUAAAGAUUGGUGCCUUGUCUUUGUUAGAUCCCGUCGUUGAGAAAUGUAGCUUUACAAUUCAUGAUGGUUACAAAACUCCUUUUUGGGAAGCUAGGUGGUUGGAGGAUAUUGUGUUGAAAGACCAUUUUCCGGAAUUAUACAAGGCUUCUAGUUUGAAACAUGUUUCGGUAGCGGCGAUGGGAGGGUUGAGAGAAGGUAUUUGGUAUUGGAGCAAUCUUGGUAUUUCGGUCGAUUUGUUGGGGAAUGGCGGUUUAAGGGAGCUAUUGGGUGCGGUAAAGGAGCGGUUGGAUGGUUUUGUGGGUUGGAAAGAGGGAAAGGACUUGGUUACGUGGCAUGACAAUUUGAGUCCGAUUUUUUCGGUGGCAUCUUGCUAUAAUUUUUAUGAAAGUUUGUGCAUUCCGUUAGGCCCGAAUAACAAGUGCGAUGAAGCUUUUGGCUUGCUUUGGAAAAUGGAUGUCCCUUUUAAAAUUAAAGCUUUUGGUUGGAGACUUUUUCUCAACAAACUUCCAACAAAGGACCUUUUGGCGAAUAGAGGUAUAUCCCUUUCUUAUAAUGAUUUGUUGUGUAUUUUGUGCGGGUGUGGUAUGGAGGAUAGAAAUCACUUCUUUUUUAGUUGUCCGGUGGUGAAAAGGGUUUGGAGGGAGAUGGCUAUUUGGGUGGGCAAGAAGGAAAAUAGGGAGGAAGGAUGUUUAGCUAAUUUCAUGGAUUGGUACUAUUAUUUUGAAGGCAACAAAGUGAGACAUAAGAAGGAGGGGAUUGUGUGGCUUGCGACAACAUGGUACAUGUGGAUUUUGAGAAAUGGGGUGUGUUUUAGGAAGGACAAAUGGAGUGUCAACAAUGUCGUUUGGAAUAUUAAAACGCUUGUGUGGAAAUGGUCUUUUUGUGGGAAUAUUACCCAUCCCAAUUAUAUGUUUUACGAGUUCAAUAUGGAUCCUUUGUUAUUUAUUUCGUAA